Xenopus laevis (African clawed frog) is the source of this 923-nucleotide messenger RNA. RefSeq names its product protein S100-A13 (gene s100a13.L). The record is from RefSeq and is a predicted model, not a curated record. Bases 415 to 702 code for a protein of 95 amino acids. NCBI's taxonomy places the organism in Eukaryota, Metazoa, Chordata, Amphibia, Anura, Pipidae. The transcript has 3 exons.
AACUCCCUGACACCACCCUCCAGCACCAAGAUCCCAAACAAACGUGCCAGCAGUGCAGGGAAGAUACUGGCCUCCUGGAGGAUAAGGCCUCAUUGAUCCAGUCCAAGAUCUGCAGCCCCUAAGCAUUUACUAUCCCUUCCUGCAAGCACAGACCUGCCUCCCAGCACUGGUGGUAAAUGAGCUACUGUGUAUUGGUUGGGAAUGAGUAUGUAAUGAAGUUUGGGGGUGAAUGUCUGUGGAACACACCCAGCCCUAAAGGAAUCUGUAUGGUUUAUCUGUCCAGCCUCCUGGAUAAUAUCACAAAAUAAUGGCAGCCUCCUUCCUCCAAUGAGAGGCCAUGCUGAAAUCAGAGAGCCAGUGACAUCAUCAGCCCCACUGAGGGGCCACGUGAGUCUGUAAGGAACAGGAUAAGAAAUGGCUGAGGGACAGAGCGAGGUGGAACAGGCCAUUGUGACGUUAGUUUCGUGCUUCUAUAAACACGCGGGGGAAGAGGGACAACGAGAGACACUUACCUCUGAGGAGUUUAACAAACUGCUAAACGAGGAGCUUCCUCAACUCACUCAGGAUGUGCCUCUAGAGGACAGGCUGAAGGAGCUGGACCUGAACAAGGACAGCGAGCUGAACUUUAAGGAAUACUGGAGGCUGAUUGGAGAACUGGCCAAGGCAAAGCAGAAAGAUCUGAAGGACAAGAAGAAGAAAUGAGCUGGUUCUGGAGAGGAGACUGGGUUGGGGGUGGAUGUAGGGUUGCCACCUUUUCUGGAAAAAAAUACUGGCCUUCCUAUAUAUUUUUCUUUUUUCCCUUUUAAUGAAAUUGGGAUCAGCCAUCAUUUUUACCGGCCAGGGCAGUAAAAUACCGGCCAGGUGGUAACCCUAGGUGGAUGGGGCAAGUGACUGUUCUGUUGAAUAAAAACAAAGCAAAAUGA